This is a messenger RNA of Toxotes jaculatrix (banded archerfish), 7082 nucleotides long. RefSeq names its product signal-induced proliferation-associated 1 like 3 (gene sipa1l3). Lineage: Eukaryota; Metazoa; Chordata; Actinopteri; Toxotidae. Gene Ontology annotation, biological process: regulation of small GTPase mediated signal transduction; activation of GTPase activity; establishment of epithelial cell polarity. Gene Ontology annotation, molecular function: protein binding; GTPase activator activity. The transcript has 24 exons. The record is from RefSeq and is a predicted model, not a curated record. Gene Ontology annotation, cellular component: plasma membrane; cytoplasm; Golgi apparatus. The coding region runs from base 429 to 5789 and encodes 1786 amino acids.
ACGUCUCGCUCGGUGAACAGACAGUCGGCCGUCGGUCAGCGAGUGUUUCCACAAUGUCUGGAGAAUAAUUUUAACGGAAUAGGAGCCGGGCGGAAACACCGGGGCAGCGUUAGGUAAGAGUAAAAUACUGAGCCCUCACUUCCUGUACGGUGACGUCAGACCUCACCACACCUACUGCACCUGCACAGCUGAAGGCAGAACCAGACUGAAAACACAAGAAGAAGACCAAUCCUGACUGAAACUGAUCCGUCAUGGAUCAGUGAAGUCUUUCCCACCCUGCCAGUUAAAAGAAAUGUUUUUGGGAGCUGGAGGCCGUAGCACUGUCAGCAGAGUGUGUGUGGGGCCCCUCCUCUCCCUCUUCCCUAGCACCCCUCCUGACAUGGGAUGCCAGCCCCCUGCCCCUUAGCCCUGAGCUCUCCUGGGGAGCCAUGAACAGCUACAGAGACAGAGGGGUCACUUGCACCUCCUCGGACCUUCUGGAUGGAGGAGGAGGAGGAGGGGUGCCCCAGCACACUCCAUUUCGACAGACCCCCAAUGGCCACCCAGCCCCUGGCCCCACAGACCCAUCCAUCCAGUCACGCAUGUCUGUGCCCAAAAUGGGUGUUCGAGCACGCAUCGCAGAGUGGCCUCCACGUCGUGCACAGUCCCGGGAGUCGCUACUUGAAAACGGGCAGAUUGGCAGCAAUCACUAUGGAGAUGACUGCUCCACUUCAGUUUCAUCGUCAGUUUUGUCAUCCGAGGUCGGGCUGGUGCGAGGAGGAGUCGCCAGGUUACCACGACGACGGUCGAAGGAUGUAGAGUUCAGAGUAGGCGGGUUUGGAGGUGAAAGAGGUUCUCCUUUGAGCCUAAGAGUCUUCCCACCGUUAAGACAGCGCUCCAACAGUGAAGUGACGCUAAGCGAACAGGAUGAGAAUGAGGUGGAGGUUCGAGGAGGUGGCGGGAUGGGGAACCUGUUCAGAGAGUACGGCAGCACCUCCUCCAUCGACAUCCAGGGCAUUCCUGAGCAGAGCUUCUUUGACAUGCUCAGCCAGUUCCACCAGGAGAGGCCUGACCAGCGCAGUUCAGCACCCAAACAUCUCAGGGAGCUGCUGUGUGCUCCAGACUCGCCACUGAGCGCACCUCUCCCCUCUGCUCCCUCACCUGGUCCCACAGGUGGGGACGACAGAGGGACAGGAAGGAAGGAUGGAACUGAGAGAGUGAGGAAGAAAAGUGGAGGUACAGAGUCGUCACUGGGCACCUCCUCUUUGUUCAAGAAACUUCGGAGUGCUAGCAGAGGGGAGCUGGAUGGAGGGAAAGGAGAGAUUAGUGAAGAUGGAGGACGAGGCUCAGCAGAUGCCUCCUACAAACCGUGGGUGUGCCCCAAGAGCUUUGUCCACUUUGAUGCUCAGAGCAUCUUGUUUGACCUCCACGAGGCGGCGGCUCAGCGCGGCUUUGUCACCCAGAGGAGGAACACUGCCACAGGGGCAUCAGCUGCUUCAGUGUCCCUAUCUGUCUCCAGACCCUCUGCUCCUAGUGUGAAUGACCCGGUUUACUCCAGCAUUGAGGACCUAACCCUGAGCCUCGACCCCGGCUCCACAACACCAUCCCUGAGCAUGGACCCACUGGAUGGGCCUCCUGGAGCCCACAGCUCAAGCCCACUGCUCCUCUGCUGCCCACACUUCGUCAAUGAGACCGGAGGCCAUGGGGAGCGCAACAUCAGCUUCCUCAGCUCGUCAGCAGAGAGAGGAGGAGAUGGAGGAGGAGAAGGUGGACGGGGAUGGCUGAGAAGGAGUAACGCCAGCGUCUCAGUGCUGGAGGUGCCUGUUGAACAGCAGGUUAUGAGACUGGACAGAUUGAAACUGUACAGCAUAGAACACGUAGACCUGGGGGCCAGGUACUACAGAGACUACUUUCAUGGGAAAGAGCACUCAAACUACUUUGGGACAGAUGAUAAGCUGGGUCCUGUGGCCUUGAGCAUCCGCAGGGAGAAACUGGAAGACACCAAAGACCUGAAAGACCAGUAUCAGUACCGCCUCAUCGUCAGAACAAGCGAGUUGGUGACACUGCGGGGCUCCAUUCUAGAGGAUGCAGUUGCGUCUACAGGGAGACACGGCACGUUGCGGGGUCUACCGCUCAAAGAAGUCCUGGAGCAGGUCGUCCCCGAGCUCAACGUGUCUUGCUUGAGACUGGCACUCAGCACGCCCAAAGUCACAGAGCAGCUCCUUAAACUGGAUGAGCAGGGGUUAAGUCAGAAGCACAAGGUGGGUGUUCUGCUGUGCCGUGCAGGCCAGAGCACAGAGGAGGAGAUGUACAACAACGAGGAGGCGUCGCCCGCCUUCUCUGCCUUCCUGGAGCUGCUGGGGGAGCAGGUGCUUCUCAAAGGAUUCACCAAAUACGCCGCACAGCUCGACACAAAGACGGACUCUACGGGCACCCACUCCCUGUACACCACCUACCAGGGCUACGAGGUCAUGUUCCACGUGUCCACCAUGCUGCCAUACAUGCCCAACAACCCACAGCAGCUGUUGAGGAAGAGGCACAUAGGGAACGACAUUGUCACCAUAAUCUUUCAGGAGCCAGGAGCAUUGCCUUUCACCCCUCAGAAUAUCCGUUCACACUUCCAGCAUGUCUUCGUCAUUGUGCGUGUACACAACCCCUGCUCUGAAAACACGUGUUACAGUGUUGCUGUGACAAGGAUGAAGGAUGUGCCCCCCUUUGGCCCACCCAUUCCCAGCGGUGUCACCUUCCGGGACCCAGAAACCUUUCGUAACUUCCUUCUUGCCAAAGUUAUCAAUGCAGAAAAUGCAGCACACAAGUCAGAAAAGUUCCACACCAUGGCGACACGAACACGGCAGGAGUACCUGCGUGACCUGGCUGAGAACUACAUCAGCAGCACACCGCUCGACUCAGCCGGCAAGCUGAACAACCUCAUCUCACUCGCAUCCAAAAAACGCGAGCGCUCAAAGGCCAGAGAGGGAGCGGAGCUGGGCGCUGCGGGGGCCGUCGCCUGGAGGGUCCAGGCCCAGGACUUUAGCGGAGGUGGGACGGAGCUCCCCUGUGCCUUGGGUUUGUCGGCUGAAUACGUCCUUCUCACAGACUGCUCCACCAAAGAGGUGGUGUUCAACUGUUUCUGUGCGGACGUGAUCGGCUGGACACCGGAGCGUCUGGCACUGAAGAUUUUCUACGGUAGAGGAGACCACAUCGCUGUGCGGGUACCGGAGGGCUGUGCGCAGGACAUCAGGGAAGUGGUGCAGAGGUUAAAGUCGUUAACAAUUGGAUGUGAGACGGUGGAUAUGACUCUGAGAAGAAACGGACUGGGACAGCUAGGCUUCCAUGUUCGCCUGGAUGGCACUGUGGCUGAGGUGGAGGAAUACGGCUUUGCCUGGCAGGCAGGUCUAAGGCAGGGCAGUCGGUUGGUGGAGAUCUGCAAGGUGGCUGCGGUGACGCUUACUCACGAACAGAUGAUCGACCUGCUGAGGACGUCGGUCACGGUCAAAGUGGUCAUCAUCCCUCCGUACGAAGAGGGGGGGCCUCGCAGGGGCUGCACAGAGGAGUAUGAGAUGAAGACCAUGGAGCAGAAGCCAGAACCUGAGCCUCUGGCGGCAGGCUACCGGCCCUCCCCUCGUCCAACGUGGCGAUGGGACAGCCCAUCUAUUCCUCCAGGGGCACAGAUCACCAACCCGCAGCGCUGGGCCACCAUGGUCCCCCCGCCUCCUCCACCCACCCGCUCACACAAGGCCCUAAUGCCUGUUCCCUACAGAGAACCACAGCACCUCAUCUCCAAGAGGCCAGUGAGCUACCCAGAGAACCACUACAGCCUGUCUCCUGCAGGAGGCGACAGAAUGCUGCCCUACAGAAACACCUCAGCCAGCUUCUCCUCUCCCUCCUCGGGCUUGGUUGGCCUCUCCACGAUGGGGCCGCCUGGAAUCACACCAGGCCCAUUUGUACGCUACAAACAUUCACCCGACAGAUAUGGAACAGUCCAGCGCCCCCUGCCGCCCUAUGAACCCCACCUCAGUGUGGACAUCACUUCCAGUGGAGAGUCUUCCUCAGGCUUCACCAGCCAGGACAGCACCAUGGAGCGCUGCAAAACAGAGCCCCUCUGGCAUGUCCCAGCGUCAUCGUCUCGGGUACCAGGUGGUGGAGGGGGCCAGAGGAGAAUAACCAGACAGGAUGUCCAAGGGAAAGACUCUCCAAACAGACACUCAAAGGGUGAGACUCAGUACUCCAGUCACUCCAGCAGUAACACUCUGUCCAGUAACGCCUCCAGCAGCCACAGCGACGAGCGCUGGUUCGACGGAGGAGCUGGAGGAGAGCGAGGCGUGGGCGGGGGUUGCCUCGGUGACCCGGCCGACCCUGACCCCGAACUUGUCAACAAAGGCGGGUCCAACGACAGCGGCAUCGACGCCUCGACGCACUACAACAACAUUCGCCACGGAAACAUGUCCAACAACCAGUCCCACAAGCCCAUGCACUGCUCUGCGACCUACAGCGGCAUCCAGGAGCUGUCCGUGGGAAGGAGCAGUGGCGGAGGAGAAGCGAGGAGACGAGAGUCUUCACCCAUCAUACCAGCUGCAGCCAAUCAGAACAAAGGGUACCGGACGAGGACAUUCCCGCCUCCUGGCUCCAGUGCUGAUAAAAUGGAUGCUUUCAAACCCAGGGCCUACACACCGCAGGGUUACAAGACUCCGACAACGGAGAAAGCGCGGCAUGUCCGAGCCGCUACAGCAACACCCACUUCAGCUCAGUUAAGCUCCAUCCCUCUGUCCAGCUCCGCCCCCAAAGCCUUAUACGGGAAGAGCAGACAAACGGCCUGGCAGAACGAAGACAACAGCCCAUCGCCAUCAAACACAACCAACACAUCCAGCUCUGACAGCAGCAACAGCAAGAAGCAGGUGGAUGCGAAUUCAAAGAACGUGUUCGGACAACCUCGACUCCGAGCAUCACUGAGAGACCUGCGCUCUCCACGACGGACCUAUAAGAGCACCAUCGAGGACGACCUGAAGAAACUGAUCAUCAUGGACAACCCGGGAGAGAUGCCACAAAGAGACCCAUCUCCCAGACGAACUUUGCAGCGCACCUUUUCGGACGAGUCGCUGUGCAGCGGGCGCAGGGACUCCAGCUUUGCCAACUCUGAGAACCAGACGACUCCUACUGACGUACUGUUCACCUGCACGCUGCCCACGCGCAGACACGCCUCCUCCUCCAAUCACACGCAGAGCAAGAAGGUGCCUCUGUCUGCGUCAGAGCUGUCUCUUACAGAAGUUAGAGACAAAGUUCCCCCCCUGAGGAGGCUCGACCCUGGGCUGAUGCCUCUUCCUGACACAGCCUGUGGACUGGAGUGGUCCAGUCUGGUCAACGCUGCUAAAGCCUACGAAGGUGAGAACGGGGACGCUUCAGGAUUAGCACAAAGAGCAGUUUCCCUCUUCUCACUGACUGAGCCGCAGGUUGGCGGUCCAGACAUGAGACCAGUCAUAAGCCCGGUUCAGUUUCACACUCCUCAGACACCGCGGACCACACCGACCUUCAGCUGUGAUGAGGUGCCCAACGAUUUGUCCGGUCGGCUCUACCACCUGGAAGUCAUGUUAAAACAGCUGAAUACUGAUCUGGAGAGAGAGAAGCAGGAUAAAGUCGUUCUGCUCGCAGAGAUGGCCAACCUGAGAGAGAACAACCAGCGCUUGCAGGAAGAAAGCCAGACAGCCAGUGAGCAGCUGCGCAAGUUCAGCAUGUUUUUUACCAACCUCAACAAGACAGGAAGUGAGCACGAGGCUCACUCCUUAACACACGAAACUGACUCAAAGAGGGACUGAUCAACAGCUGCAGAAGAGGAGGAGGAGUGUGAGAUUCAGGCCACAGGGAGGGCGAGUGUGACAGACAUAUUCUUUCAGGAGGCAGAGGUCACAAUGAUGUUACCUCACCCAGUUACCUCCACUGGUCUGCCUUAAACCAGAGAGAGUGGGAAAGAGACGAUUUUUAAAUGCAACACUCCCAGCAAGUCUCACUGAGCGUGUGCACAGACGAAGCAGAGCCCCUCCCUCGCUGCUCUCUGAGCCUGUUUAUUUUUUUAAACCGAAGUCAAAAAGUCUUAUAUGCUUGUCAUAUAUAUGUAUAAAUAUAUAUGCUACUAUGCCGGUGGAGCGACUAGGAGAGGAGAACCUGACUAUUUUUGAGAACACUACAUCACCUGGAGAGGCCUAAUACUGUUCCUGCAGCGAAUCAGCCAAAAAAAAAAAAAGAAAAAAAAAAAACACAUUACAGACUGCAUCUCCCAGAAUGCACUAGACGUAAUGGAAGCUCUACAGACAUGGUACUGUAGAUAGAUGCCUGUGUGGUACAAUUCUCAUGUAUCAAUAUUAUCUAUAUUGUACUGAUAUUGCAUAACAGUCGUACUAAAGAGGUGUGUGUGUGUGUGUGUGUGUGUGUGUGUGUGUGUGUGUGUGUGUGUAAUUGAUGGUACAGCAAAUACUCUGAAGCAUUACUGCACAACAGUGUUUGUGCUGAAGGCUAGAUGUGUUUUAUUACCCUUCGAUGUGUGUAUGUGAGAAGGUUGACUGUGAUGAUCUGUUAAAGGACAACUGAGUGAUGAACAAAUUAGUUUACUGUAAUAUGAAACUUGUGGGCCACAGUAUGUUUCUUUCCUCCGUUUACAUGGAUGAACCGUGGCCCAUAGAUGUGAAACAAGCCAUCAGCGUGUUGAGAGUAAAUGGUCGAUGUCAGAAACUCAGUGAUACCAGUAUCAUAUCUCUAAUGUAGUGCGUUGUUUUGAAUUAAAUUUUCACUGUUUCCAGUAGUGCCGCGUCAUCUCAGAUCUCAACAUACUGGAUAAUUAUUUUAACCUUGAGUCGUUAUCACAGUACAGUACUUUUAAAUAACCUUUUAUUAUAUUAUUUAAAGCAAUAGUUGGACAUUUUGGGAAGUAUCUCCACUUACACGCUUUCUGUUAGAUGUAAGGAUUUAUACCACUAUCACUCGAACUCUUAACUAACUGUAAUCGGCUAAGUAUCCGCCUACCAGCACAUCUAAAGGUCAGUAUUUAACACAUUCUGUUUCCUGGUUGCUUGGCCAUUGAUCCCGGUGUCUGUCCCAUAUUCUGUGUGUGAAAA